Messenger RNA from Erinaceus europaeus (western European hedgehog), 5191 nucleotides. RefSeq names its product doublecortin (gene DCX). Gene Ontology annotation, cellular component: axoneme; neuron projection. The transcript has 7 exons. Gene Ontology annotation, molecular function: microtubule binding. Gene Ontology annotation, biological process: intracellular signal transduction; axoneme assembly; photoreceptor cell development. NCBI's taxonomy places the organism in Eukaryota, Metazoa, Chordata, Mammalia, Eulipotyphla, Erinaceidae. The coding region runs from base 90 to 1187 and encodes 365 amino acids. The record is from RefSeq and is a predicted model, not a curated record.
CUUUCUUUUUGUCUUAUUCUAUAGGAUUUUUCUUUUAAGUAUAUACCUGGGAUUUUCCUUCGGAAAAGUCUUUAAAGUUCCAACAAAAUAUGGAACUUGAUUUUGGACAUUUUGACGAAAGAGAUAAGGCAUCCAGGAACAUGCGAGGCUCACGUAUGAAUGGGCUUCCCAGCCCUACUCACAGUGCUCAUUGUAGCUUCUAUAGAACAAGAACCUUGCAGGCACUGAGCAAUGAAAAGAAGGCCAAGAAGGUACGUUUCUACCGCAAUGGGGACCGCUACUUCAAGGGGAUUGUGUAUGCUGUCUCUUCCGACCGUUUUCGCAGCUUUGAUGCCUUGCUGGCUGAUCUGACCCGAUCUCUGUCAGACAACAUCAACCUGCCUCAGGGAGUUCGUUACAUUUACACUAUUGAUGGAUCCAGAAAAAUCGGAAGCAUGGAUGAACUGGAGGAAGGGGAAAGCUAUGUUUGUUCCUCAGACAACUUUUUUAAAAAGGUGGAGUACACCAAGAAUGUUAAUCCCAAUUGGUCUGUCAAUGUGAAGACAUCUGCCAAUAUGAAAGCCCCCCAGUCCCUGGCUAGUAGUAACAGUGCUCAAGCCAGAGAAAACAAAGACUUUGUGCGUCCUAAACUGGUAACUAUCAUCAGAAGUGGAGUGAAGCCUCGCAAGGCAGUGCGUGUGCUACUGAAUAAGAAGACAGCCCAUUCUUUUGAACAAGUUCUCACUGAUAUAACUGAAGCCAUCAAAUUAGAAACAGGGGUUGUCAAAAAACUCUACACAUUGGAUGGAAAACAGGUAACUUGUCUCCAUGACUUCUUUGGCGAUGAUGAUGUUUUUAUUGCUUGUGGCCCUGAAAAGUUUCGCUAUGCUCAGGAUGACUUUUCUUUGGAUGAAAAUGAGUGUCGAGUUAUGAAAAGCAACCCAUCAGCCACAGGUGGCCCAAAAGCAUCUCCAACACCUCAGAAGAGUUCAGCUAAAAGCCCCGGCCCUAUGCGCCGGAGCAAGUCUCCAGCUGACUCAGGUAACGACCAGGAUGCGAACGGAACAUCUAGCAGUCAACUUUCUACACCGAAGUCAAAGCAGUCUCCUAUUUCUACACCUACUAGUCCUGGAAGUCUCCGGAAGCACAAGGAUUUGUACCUGCCCUUAUCCUUGGAUGACUCGGACUCACUGGGAGAUUCCAUGUGAAGGAGAAUGUUCACAGUUCAACAGUCAAUUCCAAGUAUAAAGUUAAAAUAGAGUAUUUCUGCUCAAGUGUCCAACAGGGCUAUUGGUGCUUUCAAGGUUUUAUUUACUGUCGUUGUUUUAAAGAACACUCUGUAAUAUGUUGAGUUUCUUUUUCUGUGAUUUCUCCUCUGGGCCACUGAUCCACAGUUACCAAUAUAAGAGAUAGAUCGAUAACCAUCCUUAGUGGUAACUUUCCAGGGAAGCAAAAUGUGCACACCCUUGACCUUUCUAUUGAAUCCUUAGGCACCUGCAAUAUUUUCCCAUUUUGAAUUGCUCAUACACAUCAGUCUUCCUUCUGUAGAAGGUUGUUUACAUGCAUAAUACUUAAAAAAUGUAUAGGGUGAAAAAAUGCUCAUUAGCAAUUUUAACAGUGACAAACACAAGUUUCCCUUGUCUACUGAUCUCAAUACUGCUGGAGGACCCUAGGAGGAAGGUAAGGCAUCUCCCCAACCUUCUUCUUCAUUCCAGCUUAAAUCUUUAAUUAGUUGUCUAGCAGGAAUUCUCUUUGUCAAGGGGGAGAUACACCAGCAACUUUUUAAUUGACACCAGAUGUUUAUGAUCUUGGUGCAGUGAUAACUUAAACAAAACAGGAAGAUUUGGGAAGCACUUUAGACAUUUCAGUAUAGUUUAUAAAGUACAACAAUCUCCUUAUCAAUGUUUCACCAAUGAAAUUUAAAAUCAAUAAGCAAUUAAAUAAGAGUAGGGGAUGAGGGAUAUCUUAUACCUGAUUCCCCUAGGAGGCUGUGUAGCUUAGCAAGUUAUUAUACAAACUGUAUGUUAUCCAUCUAUCUCUGUUCUAUUGAAUGCCUUGUAAACAGCCAACACUGAAAACACUGUGAGAAUUUGUUUUCAGGUCUGACACCUUUCAGUCACUUUUUAUAGACAGAAGCCAAUAUCCUUUUUAUAAAAAACUCAUAUCUGUAUUCCAGGAGCAAACUCUUCAGGCUCCCUUUUUAUAAACUGGUGAUUUUUCUUUUGUCUAAAAAACACAUGCAUAAAAUUUAGCAAAAAAAUUGCAGAAGAAUAAUGUAGUUUAGAAAUCAUGCUGUCACUGCCAAACAGAAACCUCCAGGAGAAACAAGAUAAGUAGCAGAGGCCAAUUCAAUAGAAUCAGUCUUUUGAUAACUUUUUACCAGUUAUGCUUACAUUAAUAAUCUCAAUGUGGACCAGACAUUAUAUUUUAAAUGAAAUGUUAUGACAUAUUUUAAACAACACCUUUUUUUAUCUAUAAUCCUGAUAUUUCAUACUGAAUAUGCAGAAACCUUUCACUGAUCUUUAAAACUAGAAAGGAUUUCUCUUUACUAAGGACUUGAUCAUUUGAAAUAUUUCUCAGUUUUUAAGGUACAGGUUUAUAACACUGCUUUUCAUCUAUAAUCAUGGCCCAUAAUACCAAGGACAAUUGAAUUUAAGUGAAAGCCAUGCAUGCUGAGUGUUUGCUUUUAGCAGAUAAGAAAAUUUCCUUAUUUGUAAUUAUUCAGAUAUUUUGAAGGGUGCAGCAUUUGAGGUCAAACUGUUGUUUGGCUAUUGAAUGACUCGCAGUUGUUUCCCCUCUUUAACUGGAAUGAGCGUGUGUGUGUGUGUGUGUCUGUGUGUGUGUGUGUGUGUGUAAUAUUUUGUGCAUAUAUGUGUGUGUUUGCAGCUGCUUCAUAAUUAUGAGACACUAAUAUUCUGACAUGAAUCAUUGGCAAUUUGGUGGCAUUGCUGAUGUGUUCUAUAUAGAAAACUUGGUGGAAGGGGGAGCUCAAGUAUUUCUAGAUGAGCAUCAAAUGUCUUUAGCUAUAAGAAACAUUUUUGGUGCUAGAAGCACCCAGACAAUAGUCACAUUUAUUCCUGAAUGAAUUACUCAUCAAAUGACACGCAACUAUAAGAAUGUUUGCCCAACUCCUUUACUUGUAAUUCUGUUAGAAACCAUUAUGAAGCCCCUUUAACUUAUCCUCCCCCGCCACACACACACAUACUUCUUUCUAGAAAGUAAGGUUUUUAGUGCCUCCUAAAUCACUUGGUAGUUAACUGGGAAUAUUGGUAAUUGGGAUUUGGGGGAGGGGCACCUAAUGGUAGAAGGUUUUCUUCUAAACUUCACAUCAAACCUCUAAAGAUUUCACCUGUAUUCUGCCUCCAGAUCUCACAACACCUUCAAUUUAAGUUGAGAAAAUAGAGGUAUUGAGAAUAAAAUGAUCUGCUGUUAAUGAGAAUGAUAAAUAUCCUCAUUCCAAGACCAUAUCUUUUCAAAUAUUUCCUUCUUUGUGGUGUAUGUACCGUUAGAAAAUUACAAAUUGACAUAUUUUCUUUAGAAGGAACUUAUGAACCAAUGUUCCUUAUUAAUAAUAGUGAUGAUAAUUUUCCAUCUUCCUUUUAAUGAGUUGUAAGGAGAUACUUUGGUAUUCUGGCUUCAGGGGAUAUUGGUGUAGUUCAUGUUCAAGCCUUCAAUAAUAGCAUUUUAAAUUAGCCCAGUUUUAGGUGAAAAUUGCAUGUGAGCACCCUCACCACCACUCAUUCAUUCUCAGAUUUACCCAAUGCAGUUUCACUAGUAACUUGUUUUACUUUCUCCAACAUUAGAAGAUAUGAAGUCACUCAACAAACAUUUGUCACCAUUCCCCCCACUUAUCCUCAUCUCUCUCAAUAUCUCAGUCUCUUUGUCUUUCUGUAUCUCUCUCUCUCUCUCUCUCUCUCACACACACACACACACACACAAUCUGUUGCUUGUUCCUGCCUCCUGAUUUUUCUUCCUUACAAAAAUAGAAAUAGGGACAAAGAAGGGAAAAUGUAUAUAUAGAGGCUUGGCUAAACAACUUCAUAAGUAGUGUUAACUAGGGAUAAAUUGGGAGAAAAGUUUCUUUUCUCUUUGAUGUUUUGGAAAGGAUAGCCAUUAGUUGACUGCUUUGUGUUCAUAUGGAUUUUAGUAUUAACCUAGAUUGAAUUAGAGUUUUCUAGUUGGAAGAAACCUUAACAUCACAUCAUAAACUCCAAAUUCCUUAUUUUGGGGCCAGGAAUGGAGAUGCAGAGGUAAUGUAAUUUCCCCAAGGUCACACAGCUGGCCAGGGGCAAGACUGGGAUUAGAACCCACAUCUCCUGGCUCUUAUUCCAGGACCUUUUCCCACAAAAUAAAAGUAUUGCUUUCCACUAGACUCCUGAGAAUUCUUUCCCAGGGUCAUGUUGCAUCUUGGAGCCAUAUGCUUCUGCUCUGAUCUAAGUGGGAAAUCCACCCAGCAACCUAAUACUUCUCUCUCUCCCUUUAUUCACGUGUUUCUCAUCCACAUGUACCGCAGAUGUCCCCAGAGAGAAGGAGACACUGAGGACCAACAGGAAAAACUGGGUCUCUGAUUUUGCCCAUACUACUGAGGGGAUCACUGCUCCAAGUUUAGAAGUCCUUAAAGCACCUCCCUGACAUCCAAAGGGCAUAGAGGGAAUCCAUUUUUCCCUGUCAGCUUGUCUUAUUUCAUCUUAAACUUAUGUCACUCUGUGGACUGAAGGAAAUAGUUCUUGUUCUUAGAGCAGGAAAGGAGCAAAAGGUAGAACAAUUGCUUUGUUCAUUCUGGCAUUGUAAGGUAAAUUUUCGGAAUCUUUUUCAAAUGAGAAUGGCUACCAGUCACUAGCAAUGAGUUAUUUUAAAUAUGGUAAUGAGCAUAUAUAAAGAAAGUAACCUGGCAUUGCCGUGGGUGCACUCAUCCACUAUGCUCCCUCAUGACCAUGUUGCCCCAAUGAGAAUAAUUUCCAGCUAAAAGUAAAGGAUUUUGGGACUGAAAUUUACCAUGGUUGAUAUUGAACAUCAGAUUCCUGUGUUUACACUAAAACAGCAAGCUAAGUAUUCUGUACCAUUCCGUCUUACGUACACUACUCUUGUGACCUCCCAUGGUAGAAACCAGGGCAAGAGGCCUGCAGAAAGAUGUCACAAUCACCCUCAAAUUUUGGUCAGUAUAUCUUUAAUACACACACACACACACACACACAUACACACACACACACAC